Molecule: messenger RNA, 1520 nt
Organism: Cataglyphis hispanica
Lineage: Eukaryota; Metazoa; Arthropoda; Insecta; Hymenoptera; Formicidae
Product: ubiquitin thioesterase otubain-like
Exons: 5
Coding region: 93-887 (264 amino acids)
Biological process (GO): protein K48-linked deubiquitination
Cellular component (GO): nucleus
Molecular function (GO): ubiquitin binding; cysteine-type deubiquitinase activity
Source: RefSeq, a predicted model, not a curated record
CGGCUUUUCAACUUCACAUGGAAACAUCGGGCUUUUUGUUUACGACUGAUAAUUUGACAGUCGUCGUGAUAUUUAGCAAAAUCUCAUGAGAUAUGGGAGACAAAUCGCUUAAGGAGCAAUCUAUAGAAAGCACAGAUAUCAACCAGGAUGAGUUGAUACUUCAACAGCAGAGACGUAUAGAAAAGGAGAUUUCAGAAUCUAUAGCUUUAGUUGGUGAGAAGGAAUCAUUGAAGAGCUUAGAACAAGAAUAUGCGAAGGAUGAUGUAUAUCUUUCGAAAGCGAAAGUCUUGGCUCAAAAAUAUUCUUACAUUAGGAGAACUAGACCUGAUGGCAAUUGCUUCUUCAGGGCAUUUAGUUAUGCUUAUUUGGAAAAAUUAAUCGGAAAUAAGGAGGAAUAUGAUAAAUUUCGAGAUCUAGCAUUAAAGAGCAAAGAUAACCUUGUAGCUCUAGGUUUUCCCCAAUUUACAGUCGAAGACUUUCAUGAUACGUUUAUGGAAGUCAUAGAUAAAGUAGGCGGUGACACAGAGUCCAGUUAUAUGGAGUUACAUAAAUUGUUCAAUGAACAGGGUUAUUCUGAUUAUGUCGUUGUCUACCUUAGAUUAAUUACAUCUGGUCAGCUGCAACGCGAUGCAGACUUUUACCAACACUUUAUCGAAGGGGAUCGUUCUGUUACAGAAUUCUGCCAUCAAGAAGUUGAACCAAUGUAUAAAGAAUCUGAUCAUAUUCAUAUUAUAGCAAUGAGUAGUGCUUUAGGAACUGGUGUUAGAGUUCGUUAUAUGGAUAGAGGUGCAGGAACUGAAGUAACUGCCCACGACUUUCCUGAAGGCGUCAUACCAGCUGUGCACUUAUUAUAUCGCCCUGGUCAUUAUGAUAUUCUUUAUCCUUGAUGAAUUUGGCAUUACGCAAAUUUUCUAAUAUUACAAAAAUGAUUUUCGAUGACCAAAUCUAUAUUUAAAAUUCGAUUUUUAAAAGCAUCUGAAUUAUAAUGCAUAAUGCAAUACGAUAUAUUCCCUUUAAUUUAGUAAGAGAGAAAUAAGUUGGUUUUGUGUACACAUAAAGUUUGUACAUUGUGUAUAUUUCUCAAAAUCUACCCAAGUGCAUUUUUAUGAAUUCAUUAUCAUAUUUGUUGUUUCUAUACAUAAGCAUAUAAAACAUAAAACAUUUUAAACUUUAAAAUGUUUUUUUUAAUUAUCUGAAAUAAAUGGCAGAGAAAUCAAUGCAUUGUGAUAUUUAAUUCCUAUUCUUUUUUUUUAUUUUUUCCAAUAAAUGCUGGAGAUAUUACACAAAUCAUUUUUACUGUACAUUUGUAAUACAAAAUAAAUGAUAUUUCGUUACUAUUAGUAUUAUUUAUUAAAUAAUAUAUGUGAUAUAUGCUCUCUCAUUUUCUCUUUAUAUAAAUGUAUCACAGAAAUGAAAAAUAUUUUAUAAAUUUUGUACAUUUGAUAAUAUAAAAAAAUUAAUUGUAAGACUUAUGUAAGUUACAUAAAGUAUUACAUAUAAAAAAAUUAUUUCUUUUUAAA